Caretta caretta (loggerhead turtle) is the source of this 1007-nucleotide messenger RNA. It is a transcript of the gene COX4I2, whose product is annotated as cytochrome c oxidase subunit 4I2. Gene Ontology annotation, biological process: mitochondrial electron transport, cytochrome c to oxygen. Gene Ontology annotation, cellular component: respiratory chain complex IV. The record is from RefSeq and is a predicted model, not a curated record. NCBI's taxonomy places the organism in Eukaryota, Metazoa, Chordata, Testudines, Cheloniidae.
AAUCCCACGUCUGUGCAGCUGAGUUGUUCUAGAAUAAGAGUCCUGCUGGCCUGGGCAGUGUGUGCUGGCCCCAUGCCCAGAACCCUGCACAAGCUGCACAUCGGGGACGCCUGUUGCCUCCAUUUCCCAGCUGGCUGCUGCCCGCCCUGCCUCGUCCUGCAAUGCUCUCGCUGCCGGCCCUGCGCGUGGGCACCCUGGCCAGGAGAGGAGUCCUGGGCACUGCCAGCAUCAGAGCAGCACAUGGCCAUAGCGGACAUGUGGCGACUCAAGAGGACAUGUCGGUGCCUCGGUACUACGACAAGCGCAGCUCCCCGCUCCCCGACGUCCCUUACUGCAAGGAGCUGGGCGCGGAGCAGAAGGCCCUGAAGGAGAAGGAGAAGGGAUCAUGGAAGCAGCUAAGCAACGAGGAGAAAGUGGCCCUCUAUCACCUGAAGUUCAACCAGACCUUCGCACAGAUGAACAGGCCAUCCAACGAAUGGAAGACGGUGCUAGGAGGCAUGUUCGUAUUCUUUGGCUUCACUGGAUUAAUCGUGUGGUGGCAGCGAGUCUAUGUGUUCCCCCCGAAGCCGCACACCCUGACGGAGGAGUGGAAGGCUCAGCAGGUCAAGAGGAUGCUGGACAUGCGCAUGAACCCCAUUCAGGGCUUCUCCGCCAAGUGGGAUUACGACAAGAACGAGUGGAAGAAGUAGAGGAGACCCUCUCCACCCUCACGGACCCCCCCAGCCCAGGAAGGGGCCAGCGCUCUGGGGGAGAGCUGCUGGAGCAAAGCCACUCUUGCCUCUCUCCCCUACCCUCAUCCUUUGCUGGGCUGCCAGCCCCACCCGACCCCCUUGUGCCUUGUCUGAAGCUCUCCCUCUCCUGGUCCUGGGCAGUGAGCUGGCUCCAGUCUGUGCACCGCUCCUCCCGGUCCCACUGGGGGAUCUGUCCCGUGGCCUGGCCUAUCUCUGGUGAAGGAGCAUUUGGCAUUGUCCAUUCCCUGCUCACAUGGAAUAAAACACUACAGUAAA